AUGCGCAAGAAGCUGGCGCCCGUGUCCGAGUACAUGGAAGGCCGCAAGUUCGGCGGCGUAGGUCGCAAGAAGUAUCUCGAGGACAAGGCCAUCCGCGAGGAGAAGCGCGCGCGACACAACCAGCGCAAGAUGCACGACAAGCGCCACAUCAACAGCUCGACGCUGCGUCGCGAGCGCAUCGCAAAGCUCGAGUCGCUGCUGCAGCAGGGCAAGGAAGACCCCAGCAACCUGCUGCCCAUGAUCGCCGACGGUGUGGCUGGAGAAGACGCGGAGCAGGCGAAGGAGGAGAAGGCGGCGGCCGAGAAGAAAGAGGCGAGCGCGCUGCUGGGCUUCCGCUCGUGCUACACGUGCAAGAGCCGCUUCGACAAGAUUCAUCACUUCUACGACCAGCUCUGCCCGCGUUGCGCCGAGCUCAACUUCACCAAGCGCUUCCAGUCGGCGGACUUGCGUGGCAAGGUCGCGCUUAUCACCGGCGCUCGUGUGAAGAUCGGAUUCCAGGCUGCUGUGAAGCUGCUGCUGGCGGGAGCCGCGGUCAUUGCCACUACUCGCUUCCCGAAGGACGCAGCCGAGCGCUUUGCGAAGCACCCGGAGUACGAGACGUUCAAGGACCGACUGCAGAUUUUCGGCAUUGACUUCCGUGACCUGGUGCACUUGGAGCAGUUCUGCGACUUCGUUAUCAGCCGCUACUCUCGCCUGGAUAUGAUCGUCCACAACGCGUGCCAGACUGUGCGCCGCCCGCCCACCUAUUACAAGCCACUUGUGGACAAGGAGACCAAGGCGCUGGAGGCGAGCACCAAGGAGGUUCAGAUGCUGAUGAACCACCAGCAGGAGUUCGAGUCGCACGUCAAGUCGCUGGCGCUCCCUGCUUCGUCCGACGCCAAGGCUGUCAACGCAGGCGGCAGCGUUGUCAUGUCGUCUGCGUUGAAGUCGCAGGUGCCGAUGAUCGCCGGCGAAGACCACCCUGACGACCAUGCUGAGGCAUUCCCUGAGGGCAUGGUGGACGUGAACGGACAGCAGGUGGAUCUUCGCUCGCGCAACUCGUGGUUGCUGCGCAUGGGCGAGGUUGCCACCCCGGAGGUGGCAGAGGUUUUCGCCAUCAACACUCUGGCGCCGUUCAUCAUGAAUAAUCGCCUGGUGCCGCUGCUGGAGAAGAGCGGCGUGACGGAGAAGAAGUUCAUCGUCAACGUGAGCGCCAUGGAGGGCAAGUUCUACCGCUACAAGACGCCGAACCACCCGCACACCAACAUGGCCAAGGCCGCGCUCAACAUGAUGACUCGCACCUGCGCCGAGGACCUGAGCAAGCGCCGCAUCUACAUGAACUCGGUCGACACGGGCUGGAUCAACGACGAGAACCCGCUGGUCAAGGCGCACGCGCACGCCCAGGCGCACAACUUCCAGACGCCCAUCGACGAGAUCGACGCCGCCGCGCGUGUGCUGGACCCGAUUUUCGUCGGCUACAACUCGGACGAGACCAUCUUCGGCAAGUUCCUCAAGGACUUCCACGAGACCGAGUGGUAG
Molecule: messenger RNA, 1518 nt
Organism: Phytophthora sojae
Lineage: Eukaryota; Oomycota; Peronosporomycetes; Peronosporales; Peronosporaceae
Exons: 3
Coding region: 1-1518 (505 amino acids)
Source: RefSeq, a predicted model, not a curated record